Messenger RNA from Balaenoptera acutorostrata (minke whale), 4597 nucleotides. RefSeq names its product NIMA related kinase 3 (gene NEK3). Lineage: Eukaryota; Metazoa; Chordata; Mammalia; Artiodactyla; Balaenopteridae. The record is from RefSeq and is a predicted model, not a curated record. Gene Ontology annotation, biological process: protein phosphorylation. The transcript is spliced from 15 exons. Gene Ontology annotation, molecular function: ATP binding; protein kinase activity. Bases 925 to 2247 code for a protein of 440 amino acids.
UAGCUCAUGUUGAAAGUGUACAUGUAAUUUGUAUAGGAAAACAAGUUCUUGAAACUUAACAUGGAAUUGCUCCUUUGUGCAAAAGAUUUAAUGGGUUUAUUCAUUAGCUUUACAAGGUCUUGAUAUAUCUUACGUGGUUCUUAGGAUAUUGUAAUUAGCAAAAAUAAUCAAGGUUUGGGUGGUGAUUGCUGUUUAUCUCAAUGUGAACAAUUUGUAAUAAUUUCCAAUUUUGCAUACCUAAGGGUGUAGCGAAGCUGCCCAAAUGCAACUCAGGUGCCAUAUUAAUGAAAAAAGGAGCAUCAACAUACAGUGAAGAGCUGAGACCUAAAAUGCUAACCUUUGGUAUCAGGGAACCUAUUCUGUGGAUUAGUUUAUAGGUUUUAUUUCCCUGUAAGAUGAGGAAAGUGCUGAUUUAUCUGUACAGUUGACCCUUGAACAACACAGGUUUGACUGCUGUGGGUCCACGUAGAUUUUUUCAACAGUUAAUACUACAGUGCCGUGCGAUCUGAAGUUGGUUGAAUCCGUGGAUGCAGAACCGAGGAAAUGGAGGGGUUCCUCCAUACAUGGAGGGCCAGCUAUGAAUCGUACUUGGAAUUUCAACCGCGUGCAGUCAGUGCCUCUAACCUCGUUCAAGGUCAAACUGUAUUUAUCACUGUGUAACAUAGUUGUCAGGUGAAAGAAGCCAUACCAUGGAGGCUGCCUAAUAAUGUUUUGAUCAACUAAAAAAAAAUACAUUUUAAUAAAAUUCUCAGAGUAUUUUUUUUUUUCCCACUGCAAUCUUGACGUCGUUUAGUGGGCAUCAGAAUCACCUGGAGAGCUUGUUAAAACAGAUUGCUGAGCCUUACCCCUGAGUUUCUGGUUGUGUAGUUCCUGUCUUUCUCUGACACACAGAAUUCUAGGAAGGAGGCUGUUCUGUUAGCCAAAAUGAAACAUCCCAAUAUUGUUGCCUUUAAGGAAUCAUUUGAAGCUGAAGGACAUCUGUAUAUUGUGAUGGAGUAUUGUGAUGGAGGGGACCUGAUGCAGAAGAUUAAACAUCAGAAAGGGAAGUUGUUUCCUGAAGAUAUGAUACUUAAUUGGUUUACACAAAUGUGCCUUGGAGUAAAUCACAUACACAAGAAACGUGUGUUACACAGAGAUAUCAAGUCCAAGAAUAUCUUCCUCACCCAAAAGGGAAAAGUAAAACUGGGUGACUUUGGAUCUGCCCGUCUUCUCUCCAGUGCCAUGGCGUUUGCUUGUACGUAUGUGGGAACACCUUACUAUGUGCCCCCAGAAAUUUGGGAAAACAUGCCUUAUAACAAUAAAAGUGACAUCUGGUCCUUGGGAUGCAUUCUCUAUGAACUCUGUACCCUUAAGCAUCCAUUUCAGGCAAAUAGUUGGAAAAGUCUUAUCCUCAAAAUUUGUCAGGGGUCCGUGAGCCCACUGCCAUCCCAUUAUUCCUAUGAGCUUCAGCAACUGAUCAAGCAGAUGUUUAAAAAGAAUCCCUCAUAUCGCCCUUCAGCUACAACUCUUCUCUCCAGAGGCUCUUUAGCUCGGUUCAUCCAGAAGUGCUUACCCCCAGAGAUCAUCACAGAAUAUGGUGAACAGGUAUUAGAAGAAACCAAAAAAUCUAUGCAUAGUACACCAAGAAAAAAGGACCCCAGCAGAAUCAGGAUAGCUUUGGAAAAUGAAGCAAGCACAGUGCAAAGGGAAGACCCAGGUGGAAAGUGCAGCCACACUGACUUAGAAAGCAUUAAUAAAAAUUCGGUUGAAAGUGCACUGAGGGGAGUAAAUAGAGAAGAGAAAGAAGCCAGUUCACCAGGUCCUCUCAGGCGACAGUGGGAGAGAAAUGUAUCCAGUACAGCUCUUACAGCUUUGGAAAAUGCAUCCUUACUCACCUCCACUUUAACGGCAGAGGACGAUAGAGGUGGUUCUGUAAUAAAGUACAGUGAAAAUAAUACCCGUAAGCAGUGGCUCAAAGAGACUCCUGAGACCUUGUUGAACAUUCUUAAGAAUGCUGACCUCAGCUUGGCAUUUCAAACAUACACAAUAUAUAGACCAGGUGCAGAAGGGUUCUUGAAAGGCCCCCUGUAUGAGGAAACAGAAGCAUCAGACGAUGUUGAUGGAAGUCAUGAUUCUGUCAUUUUGGAUCCAGAGAGACUCGAACCUGGACUGGAUGAGGAGGAUACGGACUUUGAGGAAGAUGACAGUUCUGACUGGGUAUCAGAGCUGAAACAGCGAGCUGGCUGGCGAGGAGCGUCUGAUGGAUAACGCCCAAGGAGAUGUUCCUUAGUCACACUGAGAUGUUUAACAUGAAGAAUUGAUAUUUGGAUAAUACUUAACUCACGGGAUGUGUAUUUUCCUUUAGAAACAGAGUGAAGAGAGGGAAACUGAAUAUUUAAAAUUAUUCCUGGUUAGUAUGAUAAGGUAUAAAAAAUCUACAACUCUUAUGAGUUUUUGAAUUCAGAGGAGAAGGCAUAGCAGAAUGGGUAUGAGGUUUGGGCUUUGUGGUCAGAACAGAAAUUGAAUGCUACCACCUACUGCUUGUGUGACUGUGAGAAAUGACUUAGCCUCUUUGAGCCCGAAUUUCCUCAACUACAAAAUGAGGAUAACAAUGCCUACCUCAUAGGGAUGCUGACCUUAGACCAUCACGGCAGCCCUUAAUGUUAUUAUUUGCAUUGUUAUGAUUUAUGCUUAUUACUAUGUAGCUCUUUUUAUAUCUCCUAAAGGUUUGAGGAUCUAAAUAUAUUUAAUUAUAACAUAAUAAUGUGUGUGAUUUUUUCAGUAAGGCCUAUUUCUGGGUAGUGAUCAAUCAUCUUCAGUGAUCACCAACUACCAGCUGUCCUUAAAUACAGCCCCUCACAGAAUGCACAAAAGAGCCCAGGUCGGAGGAUCAGCCAUGGGAGGAGUGGGGUGAGCUACAGAACUGGUCAGAAGUUGGUGGUCCUGUAUAUGAGAAAGGAAUGGGGCCAAAGGUGAGAAGUCCGUACAGGAAGUAGCAGAAACCAGUGUUGUGGAACUAAUGGUAGGCAGGACCCCAACACGUCUGGGUCACCAUGACCCACAUGUGCCGAGGCCUGUCAUUUCAUGCUGUGAUGCUUUAGUGAAGGGAGACUAUUUUACUAAAGAAACUGGCUCUUCGCAGGGGAUCCCACAGGGGCAAGUGUGGGAACAGCAUAAGCCUGGCCUGGUAUAGGGAAUAAUGCUCAAAUAAACAAAAGGGGGAAAUAGUUGUGAGACGACAGUAGGAUCAUUAAUAAAGAUCUGCUGAAAUGUGGACUACAUACGUCUUUUAAAGAGUUAAACAUUUUUAAAAAAAUCUUAACAUACAAAAACUGUGUUAUAGCCUUCAGCACCCCCGCUCCCAUCCCCCAUUAUUUAUACUCAAAACAUUUGGUCAUCCUUAGUCUCCUCUGGUCUCUGAGUCUCUCCAUCUUCCCUUAGUUUUCAGAACCCUGACAUUUUUGAGGCGUACUGGUUAGAUGUUUGGUAAAAUGUCCCUCAAUUUGGGAUUGUCUGAUGUUUUCCUCAUGAUGGGACUGAGCAUGAGUGUUUGAACACCACAGACGCGAAGUGCCCUUCCCAAUACAUCCUGUCAGGGGUGUGCCGUCUCCUCACGACGUUACUGCUGUUGUUAACCUUGAUCUCUUGGCUCAGGCAGUGUCUGCCGGGGUCUCUGCUGUAAGUUCCUAAUUUUACAUUUCCAUGUUCUAGUCACUCUGAGUCACUAAAUCCAGCCUAUUCUCAAGUGGAGAGGAUAUUGCCAGGUACUUGGCUUCCAUAAAUACUGUAUUUGAUACCUCUUAGACAUCUCAAAUCUUAGCACUGCCCCGGGGUGGAAACAUUUCCAAACCAACCAACACAGGGAACUUGAAACUAUGUAUAGUUACUGAGAGAUUGAAUGAAUCUUGAUGGGAUGACAAAUCCUUCUGAAAGUCAGAUGGUUUGCAGGGUUUUGCUUAUAACAGAAUUUCAAGAGACUCUAAUGGAUGAUUAGAAACCAAUUUUAGUGAUAGAUUACUAUAUAAUUCUUGACGUACAACUAGGCAAGAAUUGAGGGUCACUUUUAACAAAACUUCCAAUUCCAUUUACUUACUUACACGAAUAAGGUUUUUCAGCACUUACAGCUUUAAAAAAAAGAUUAAAAAAAGAGGUUUGAUGAAAUAAAAUUAUUUUUAAGACAGGACAAGAAAAUUUUUUAAACAACAUUUUCUCUCUGUCGGUUUCUACCACUACCCCUUUUUAGUGUUCAUUGUGCAUGUGCAUUAUACAUUAGCUAGAUCCCCUUAGAAGACACAGAAAUGUCUGUUCACCAAAAACCACAAAAAAACAACCCCUCCCCCCCAACAACAAUUUUCUCUUGGUGUCAGCAAGGUAACUCCUCAGGGGAUAACAUUUCUUUCUUAAUCCUGUAAGGGGUCACGAUGACCCACUACUCACCUUGCUGGACUGUGUAAACUGUCAGUAUGUUACUUUGGUGUACAAUAUAACCUUUUGUCUUGAAAACUUAUGUAAUUGUGCUUUGGGUGGAACAAUCCUCAGAGCUUUCUGAAAGACUGUCCCCUGGGUUAUAAUCCUCAGGUUGGCUCAAAUAAAAUUCUCCAUUUCUUUCUUAGAUUGA